Messenger RNA from Pezoporus occidentalis (night parrot), 7088 nucleotides. RefSeq names its product oxysterol binding protein like 8 (gene OSBPL8). The transcript is spliced from 25 exons. Gene Ontology annotation, cellular component: intracellular membrane-bounded organelle; membrane; cytosol. Lineage: Eukaryota; Metazoa; Chordata; Aves; Psittaciformes; Psittacidae. The record is from RefSeq and is a predicted model, not a curated record. Gene Ontology annotation, molecular function: cholesterol binding. Bases 510 to 3107 code for a protein of 865 amino acids.
GCGACUGGGCGCUGUGCCGGGGGGAAGGAGUGGUCGGUGCCGUGCACAGCAGGCGGAGCCCGCGCCGCGGAGAGGGGAGAAGAGGAGGGGUCCAAGUCAUCGCAACCCGCUGGACCUUGCUGCGGGGAGAGGAUCUCGAAUAGCAGGAUGGAAGAACUCUGAUGGAGAGACGGACAACGGGCCUUUUCAACAUGGAGACUGUUCCGGUUGAUGGGGACUUCGAGAGAAAUUUACAUCAUGGUGAUAACAGAGACUCUCAUGGACCAUCAACAGUGGUAACAAACAGCGAUGAGUCACAGCAUUUAACUCCAGGAAAAAUGAGCCAGCACCAGGGGAAAGAAGUUUAUUUUACUCCAACCAAAGAGUUGCACCAACCAUCUCUCAGCCCAGGAUCUGCCCAUGGUUAUGAAUGUGAGGUAAAAGGCUGUUACUGCAACACUCUUGUUCCAAGCAGCUAAUGCUAAACAGCUUUCACAGAGAACAUAAUCCUUACACAAACACCUUAACUCAUGAAGGAAGAGGGUCCAGUGCGACGUAGGUUUUCUUCAUGUGCUGGGAUUUCAUCUGUGUUUUCUGCAAGAGCUGAUGGCCGAAAGCUUGUCCGGAAUGCUUCAUUUGGAGGAUAUAACGAACUCUCUCCUGCUUUACCAGGUUUUGACAAAGGGAAGGAUGAUGUGUCACAAAGUAAAGAGGAUACAUCACAUUCUAUGUCAAAAAGCAAGUCUGAAUCCAAGCUUUUCAAUGGCUCCGAGAAGGACAUCUCUUUAUCUGCAAGCAAACUUACAAAAAAGGAAUCUCUCAAGGUUCAAAAGAAAAAUUACAGAGAAGAAAAGAAGAGAGCUACAAAAGAAUUACUUAGCACUAUCACAGACCCCUCAGUUAUUGUUAUGGCUGAUUGGUUGAAGAUUCGUGGUACCUUGAAAAGCUGGACCAAACUGUGGUGUGUACUGAAACCAGGAGUGUUGCUUGUUUACAAAACCCCCAAAAAUGGCCAGUGGGUGGGAACAGUGCUCCUGAACGCUUGUGAACUCAUUGAGAGGCCUUCUAAAAAAGAUGGCUUUUGUUUCAAACUUUUUCAUCCUUUGGAACAGUCCAUAUGGGCUAUAAAGGGUCCCAAAGGUGAAGCCGUUGGUUCUAUAACUCAGCCGUUGCCCAGCAGUUAUUUGAUCAUCCGAGCCGCUUCAGAAUCAGAUGGCAGGUGUUGGAUGGAUGCCUUGGAACUGGCACUGAAAUGUUCAAGUCUGCUUAAACGAACAAUGAUUAGAGAAGGUAAAGAGCACGAUUUGAACUCUUCAGCAGACAGUACUCAUGUCUCUCUCUAUGGUCUGCUUCGUGCUAACAACUUGCACAGUGGAGAAAACCUACCGUUGAAUGACAGUGAAAUUGAAAGGCAUCACUUUAAAGAUCACGAUAUGUACUCUGACAAAUCUGAUAAGGAAAAUGACCAUGACCACGAGGAAUCUGAUAAUGAUGGAUUGGGGAAAAGCGAAGAAAGCGAUAGCGACACAUCGGAGCGGCAGGAUGAUUCUUACAUUGAUCCAGAACCAAUUGAUAUCAAGGAAACUACUUACGUAGAACAGAGUCAUGAAGAACUUGGGGAGGCGGGGGAGGCUGCUCAGACAGAAGUAGUGUCAGAAGAAAACAAAAGUCUGAUCUGGACACUACUGAAGCAAGUCCGGCCAGGAAUGGACUUGUCCAAGGUUGUACUGCCUACGUUUAUCUUGGAACCCCGUUCUUUCCUGGACAAGCUGUCUGAUUACUACUACCAUGCAGACUUUUUGUCUGAAGCUGCUCUUGAAGAGAAUGCUUACAACCGCAUGAAAAAAGUAGUGAAGUGGUAUUUGUCAGGAUUCUACAAAAAGCCAAAGGGACUAAAAAAGCCGUACAAUCCUAUACUUGGUGAGACCUUCCGCUGCAUGUGGAUUCAUCCAAGGACAAAUAGCAAGACUUUUUACAUUGCAGAACAGGUGUCACAUCAUCCUCCAAUAUCUGCCUUCUAUGUUAGCAACCGCAAGGAUGGUUUUUGCCUUAGUGGUAGCAUUCUGGCCAAAUCAAAAUUCUAUGGGAAUUCAUUAUCUGCCAUACUAGAUGGAGAAGGACGGCUAACAUUCCUAAACAGGGGAGAAGAUUAUGUAAUGACAAUGCCAUAUGCUCACUGUAAAGGAAUUCUUUAUGGCACAAUGACCUUAGAGCUUGGGGGAACAGUCAACAUCACUUGUGAGAAAACUGGCUACAGUGCAACAAUUGAAUUCAAACUUAAGCCUUUUUUGGGUAACAAUGACAGUGUUAACCAAAUAUCAGGGAAAAUUAAGCUUGGCAAAGAAGUUCUGGCUAUUUUGGAGGGUCACUGGGACAGUGAAGUUACUAUUAGUGAGAAGAAGACAGAUGUCUCAGAGACAUUCUGGAACCCAACGUCUGAUAUCAAGCAGCGUAGAUUACCUAGGUACACAGUGAAGUUUGAAGAGCAAGAUGACUUUGAGUCAGAGAAGCUUUGGCAACAAGUGACAAGAGCAAUAAAUAAUAAAGACCAAACAGAAGCUACUCAAGAGAAAUAUGUUCUGGAAGAAGCUCAGAGAAAGAGUGCCAAAGAGAGGAAGCUUAAGGGUGAAGAGUGGACAUGCAAACUGUUUGAUCAGGAUUCAGUCACAGGCGAAUGGCACUACAAAUACGCAGAUACCAGACCAUGGGACCCUUUGAAUGAUAUGAUCCAAUUCGAAAAAGAUGGCACCAUCCAAACAAAAGUUCGACAUCGGACACCAAUGGUUAGUGUUCCAAAAGUCAAACGAAAGCCAGCUGGCCAGAAGAAAGGAGAGUGUGGUUUCUCAUCCCCAGAGCCUGAUAACCAGGAUUCCUCUGGGAGUGAAGCACAACUUCUGAAGCAUAACACAAGAAUAAGGAAAAAAGGGGCAGACCUUGGUGAACUGCAGAGUGCCAUUGAAUCUAUAAAGGAGACACAAGAAGAAAUUAAAAGGGACAUUAUGGCUCUGCGAAACAGAGUCACUUCUAAUGCACCACCUGUGGACUACCAUUUCUUGCAGUUUAAGCACUAUGUCUUCAUUUCAGUCGUGGUUCUGCUACAGCUUGCCAUUAAUUUCUUGUUCAAAUAAGAAGUGUGAACAAGGGCCUUUCUGAACUGGAAUGAUCAAACUGUUACUGGGGACCAUAUUUUAAGUCAGACUUUAAAUGAUGCAAUAUUGUCUAAAAGAGCCCUGUAGCAACAGCUUACAGAACUUUGCCUCAGCAUCCAUGGUUCAGAAUCAUAAUCCCAUCUACCCAGUUGAAGUAAGAAUUGUGUAAGUGCCAGUACACUCUUGCUCCUGGUGUGUGCCUCUGUCUCACAGACAUACGACAUCAGCCUUGUGUUUUCUAUUAUGUCAUGCGCUGUGUACUGAUGAAUCUUCACCACAGACUAGAUGAAGUUGAGAAUUCAGAGGUCAGACCCUGUAGGUAGGAUGCAAUUCCCGUUACGGUAGAAUGAUAAACAAGCAUACUUUGUUACAUUUAAACUUCCCAUUUUUGUAAAGAAGGAACUUUUGAAGUAGCCAACAGUUUUUGUAAAUGGCAUUGAGUGUUUGGAAGUAAACUUUUGUGUAAGGUCAAACAAAUACAUUAUUAUACAAAGAUAACGAACGUCAGGAACUAGCAGAAAGCUGAAGUCUUUGGGAAUUCUGCAGUGUAAUGUCCUUGAUUUGUUUUGGAAGUAUGAGUUUUUACUACAGUGGCUUGUAAGCCAGCUGUUUUAUUUUUAUAGUUUUAGAAUUUCUGAUUCUUCAUAAAGACAUUCCUGUAUCUACUGUACAGAGCACCUUUUUAACAGUGCAGCACCUGGGAAGGAACUGUCUUAGUCCACUCUCUCACAUGUUGUAAAUGUCAAGGAUUUUAUGGUAUGUUUGCAAGUCUUGAUAGAUCUGCAGCUUUGAAUUUACGUUUGUGUACAGCCUUCUCACAAUAAGCAGACAGACUGCUGAUUGCAGGACUUUCUUCUUCUAUUGGAAACAAAAUGUGAAGAUGCAGAGGUGUGCUUGGUGUCUAGCUUGACUUGAACCUCCCAAAAGGCAGACGACAUAGAACAGAAUUCAGGCACCAUCAUGAGUUCCCUUGCAAGUGAAAAUGUGCAUGUUUACAAGGGAAAGUCUUCAGAGGUUGUGGGAUGGCUGACUAUACACAUAUCAAAGCAAAUGAGAGUGAAACCCUAAGUCUUUGUUAAAUGCCUCCUUACUGCAGUACAUACUACCUAGCAGAACACACGGAUGCACCUAUUCAUUAUGCUGUAGCUAUACUUAUUAAUGUGAAGCUCAAGUUUCAAUUUAAAACCAGGGUUUCUAACAUUUUUGUUUGAAGAAAUAUAUGCAUGUAUAGAACUUGUAUAAUUCAAGCAAAAAGGUUAAGUGCCAGUGUUUAUCUGGCGAAUUCCUUAGGCCAGUGAAGCAUACCAAGUCAAAAAGGGGCUGUAAUAUUGUAGAGGUACUCUCAGUAACCCAGAUGAGGCAACAGGAGGACAGGUGGCAUAAUGCAAAGGGCAGCCAAGUUUGUUUUUAGAGGAUCUGCUCAGAAAUCAAAUCCAUCCCAGGCAGUGGAACAGUUCAGGGGCCACAUUUGGCUUUUUGCUAUGGCCUGGUUACCCCUAUUCUCUUGGGUAGCCUCCCUAACUCUCUGGUCUGCAUCAGUCUCACUAGUAUUUAGUACAGCUACUAUUUAGUUGUUUAUUCAUCUAGCUCGUACAUCGCUGUGGCUGAUACCUUCACACACCUCCCCUCUCUUUUACCUUUCGUUUGUUUAAGCAAGAAACCUAAGUUUUGUGCUUAAGCAGUCAACUUCAGCUUAUUUCUUACAGCUGCAUAUUAGCAUAAUUUGGUCUUGAGUAAUUUUCUGGCAUGUGGUACCUUAACGAGAGUGAUCUUGCAUAGGUGGGCAAGACCAAACUUAAUUGGACUUCUAUCUAUCUGCAUUAUAUCUACAGCUGAUGAGGUAAAAUUUGUGAAUAUACAAAGUCCCCAAGUUAAGUCUCUAAACAGAAACUGAAGUCAUUAGCCAUGUAUAAAAUGGCAUAAAGCAAGCAGAAUAUUACAGAAUAGAUGUUCUCAGCCUGGAAUUUGGCCAUUCAUUAUCACGUUCAGAUGUCAAAGCUCUACAUGUCUUAAGAUCCAUUGCAACAAGCCUUUAACCAUACUCUGUAUGAGAGUAAUACAGGAAGAAACAAAUGAGAAUCUGGGCAGUAACUUCAGUCCCCUAAAAUAACACUGCUAAAUUUGCAGUGCUGAAACUCUUGGCUAAUAGUUACAAGCUUUUACCUCCCUUGUAAAUAGAAAUAUCCUUCUGCCCUUUCAUGUCAAUUUUUUUAAUCACUUCUAUUCAAGAUCAGUUAAUAACACAGUCUGCAUGUAUUUUUACACAGACUGCAUGGUAGUAACUGGAUUUGCCUCAGCCAGCUGGCUGGCAGCAUGGUGCUGGACAAUGUCAGACUAAAUAGAUACUCUGUAUCUGAAGUUCAUAUUCAGUUCAAGAUUAAGUGACUUGAACAGAGUCAGAGAAAACACCUGUGCUUAUUUUCAGCUUAUUUUUUUAUUCUGUUGUAAAAGCUGUUUUAGUGAUGAUCCACAAAGGCAAAGGAUGUAUGAUGAAACUUCUGGAAAAGUAACACUGCAGCCUCUGCUUGGCUAUGUUAGAUAACUAGUAUUCUGGAAAGUACAUCAAAAUCGUAGGAAUUCCCGUUUUGCUGGGGUUUGUAUGAUGUUUCCCCAUGUGAAUAGAACAAAGAAAUCUCUUGCCUGAUUUUUACCAUACAGCUUUGUCACAGGCAUGUAUGAAGCCUUUUCCUCAGCACAUCACCAUUCUCCUGGUUAACCACAAUGUGUGGCCGAUCUUGACUAUUAUGUACUUGAGACUGAGCUCUGCACACAAUUACAAAAUUGGGUUGUACAGUUUGCAGAUGUGUGAGGGCUGUGACCUCCUCCUAGUUUUUAAAGUCUAAACCGGCCCGUUUCCACACUUGUUUGGGGGUUUCCUUGUACAGGAAAUACUUUCAGAACACCUUGCCAUGUGCUUUUGUUGAGUUUGGUUUGUUUGUUGGGUUUUUUCAAAUGCACUCUAAGCCUUUAAUCUGCCAUUUAGGUACAGAUUGCUUAGUUAGGUAGAAAUGACCUGAGGUAAGAAAAAGCAAGUAUGCCAUGUGAAAUGUAGCCAAGAUCAGUUUUAGCAGCAGAUGAUGUUCUGCAUUUCACAUGUGGAUUCCUUUUAAAUUGACAAUACAUAAAUGAGGGGUAUAUCCUGGUAGUGUCCCCACCUGGCACCCCCAGCUAAAUCUCCUAAAUCAUUUGAAAGGUUGUCCCUUAAACUGUAAUGAUGGUGAUUUCUUCCUCCUUUUUUUCAUUGUUAUUUGCUGCCCUCCUGUGCCUUUGGCAAAUUAUGUUUUGUUUUACUAGACUGGUGUGUAUGAAACAAUUUGCAUCCUAUGUUUUGUAUUGUUUCUUAAAUGCUAUCACUUUACCACUGUUUGUGUAAAUAACAAGUAUUCUGUUCAUCUGGAAGUUUCAAUUACUGUUAUUUCAAGGGAAUCCUCAAAUCACAGAAAACUUAGCAGGUAUUCCAGUAUUGUAAACAGUGCCUUCUUGAUGGGUUUCUUGCUGUUCUGAGACAUGUAAAGAAGGUAUGUCAAGUUUGUGCCAUAUACAGUAUCCGGCGUUCUGUGAGGGCUUUUGUGUCGGAAAACUGACUUUCCCGCUUACUCAGCGGCUGAAGGAGAACGGCAACUAUUCAAACACACUGAAUUGUUCUUUGGCGAGCCAGGAGUGGAGGCUGAGGGGCGUCUGAUACAGUGAAGUUGCCGGAAUUACAGAAACAGCCAUAACCAACCACCCCCCUCAAGGACAAAUUAUUUCGGCUUUUUACUGUUAACAUGCCCGCUGCGGUUGUUGUCCUUUCCCUUCGCCACGCGGGAACGUCAGUCUCCGCGACACGGAGCCCACCCUUUCCAUGUGAUUCUGCCGCCGUUACCGCGCUGUACGUCGCCGGAUCUCGCGGUUUGUUGAAGGCGUUUGAACUGUUAAGGCGGGCCGCCGCCACACUCAAUAAAGUCAUGUCGCACCUCC